UCUUCUUCUUCUCCCCAUUGCAGCCCACCCGAAAGAAGAAAAAAAAAAAAGGGAACCCAGCCAUGCCUUGGAAAACCGGUAAGGAGGCUUGAUGUUAUCCUUCUUUUCUUGUCUAAGAACAAGAUUUAGGAGCUUAGAAACCUUCUCCCCCUGCUGGAAAUUCUAGAUCUGCUCUGCUCUGUCUUCCCCUGUCCGUGAGCUGCAGCUUGUGGGUGUGAUUUCUGGGCAUUUUUCCGGUAAGCCACAGCCAUGAACUCCAUCUUUUCAGCUUGAUUUAGCUUGGGUUCAUGUUAAAUCUGUUGUUUCUCUAGAUUUUUGGGUAGAUUUCCCGAAUUUCCCCCUAAAUUUCCUUGCACUGCCGCCGGCUUCCCCAAUCUGCAGCUCCGGUUCCUUGCUUGCAAAUUCUGGAAGUGAAGUCAAGGACGAGGAAAAACGAGGGAAGUGACGAGUUAGAAGGCUAGCUAUUUCGAGAUUGAUAUAGAUUUUAGAAACAAAUCACGCUUUUGUAAGAUAGAUUUUACCUUAAAUUUAUGAGAUCAAAACAGAUUUCGGUCAUUAGAUCAAUUACUUGGAUUUAAGUUAUUGGAUUGUCAGAUGUGAAUUGGAUAAGUUCCGAACCUUAUGCAUUUAUGGGACCUUCUCACGAGUGCACGGCGUUUGCCACGUCUUUGCAUUUGGGUUCUAGGGCGUGACAUGACAUUUUAACUACACACUUAAAUGAACCAAUUAGUCACUUAAAUAUGUUUUGUAAUCAUCAAAAUCAUAGGUACAACAUGAAUGGCACCUUAAUGGACCCAUUAAGGGACUUUAGUGAGAUCGUGAAUGACUCUUUAAUGGUGAGAAGUUACAACAUGGAAGAAAUUGAAUGUGAAGGGGAAAGGGAAGGGGAAGCCAUUUCGCGUUUCUGCUCUUCUCUUUCUUCCCCCUGCAGCCGAACAAGAAGCAAGCCCGACAGCACCCAUCCCUUGAGAAAACCGUUUCUCUUCCUCCCCUGUCCGCCGGCUGCUAUGUGCGUGUGUGAUUUUUGGGCAUUUUUCCGAAAUUGCCGCCGGCUUCUUCUCCUUGCCAGCUCCGGUUUGCUUGCUGGAAUUCUGGGGCUGUUAUGGCUUAAAGCACUGGGAUUGAGUCCUCAAUUUAUGCGAGUGAAUUUCUAUGUUAUGCGAUUGAGAAAGCGAAGUCAAGGACGGGGAAAAACGAGGGAAGUGACGAGUUAGAAGGCUAGCCAUCUUGUAAAUUGAGCAUAGAUUUAGAUAUAAAUCAUGAUCUUGUAAACUAGAUUUUAUUUGAAGAUUUUAUGAUAUUAGAACAAAUUUUAAAAUUUUAU
This is a messenger RNA of Rubroshorea leprosula, 1324 nucleotides long. Lineage: Eukaryota; Viridiplantae; Streptophyta; Magnoliopsida; Malvales; Dipterocarpaceae. The record is from the annotation of a GenBank genome assembly.